GUGACAGUCGCACACUGACCCAGUUCUCAGUGAACAGUGUCUGGUGUACAGGGUGUACAGCGGCACAAUGCUGUGCACCGAGUUCUUCUCCAAGCGAUGAAUCCUGCCAACGAAACCAGCCCGGAGAGAAGCGAGGACCACUCUCUCUUUGCCGUCGGUACCUACAAACUUCUGGCUUUCACCAUCGGGACCAUCGGAGUGUUCGGCUUUUGCAACAACGUUGUGGUCAUCAUACUCUUCUGCAAAUUCAAGAAACUGAGGACGCCAACUAAUUUACUGCUGGUCAACAUAAGUUUGAGUGAUCUGCUGGUUUCUGUCAUCGGAAUAAACUUUACUUUCGUUUCGUGCGUCAACGGUGGCUGGAUCUGGAGCCGAGCGACGUGCACCUGGGACGGCUUCAGCAACAGCUUGUUCGGCAUUGUCUCCAUCAUGACUCUGGCGGCGCUGGCCUAUGAGCGCUACAUCCGGGUGGUCCAUGCCCAGGCGGUGGACUUCCCCUGGGCGUGGCGGGCCAUCGGCCACAUUUGGCUGUACUCCCUGGCCUGGACCGGCGCUCCCCUGCUGGGCUGGAACCGCUACACACUGGAGAUCCACCGGCUGGGCUGCUCCCUGGACUGGGCGUCGAAGGACCCCAAUGACGCCUCCUUCAUCCUCCUCUUCCUCCUGGCCUGUUUCUUUGUGCCCGUGGGCAUCAUGAUCUACUGCUACGGGAACAUCCUCUACACGGUGCAAAUGCUGCGCUCCAUCCAGGACCUCCAGACGGUCCAGAUCAUCAAGAUCUUGCGGUAUGAGAAGAAGGUGGCCGUGAUGUUCUUCUUGAUGAUCUCCUGCUUUUUGUUGUGUUGGACGCCCUACGCCGUGGUGUCCAUGUUGGAAGCCUUCGGCAGGAAGAACAUGGUCUCACCCACGGUGGCAAUCAUCCCCUCAAUCUUCGCCAAGUCCAGCACGGCCUACAACCCCCUCAUCUACGUGUUCAUGAGCAGAAAGUUCCGCCGCUGUUUGCUGCAGAUGCUCUGCUCGCGGCUCUCCUGGCUGCAGUGCAGCCUCAAGGAGCGCCCCCUGGCUCCGGUCCAGCGGCCCAUCCGACCGAUCGUGGUGUCCGGGGCGUGCGGCGGCAGGGACCGUCCCAAGAAGAGGGUGACUUUCAGCUCCUCCUCCAUCGUCUUCAUCAUCACCAGCAAUGACUUCCAACAUCUGGACGUGACCUCCAAGGCUCGAGAGUCCUCGGAGGUCAACGUCUUUCGAGUGAGGCCGUUGUGAUCCAUAAAGGGGCGGGACUUCUCAAGCCCCACCAUUCAGUAUGCCUUACAUGCCAAAACCAAACCGAAAUAAUCCUGUCUGAACCUUCUGGGACAUUUUUGCGUCCACACACAGUUACAUGUUACGACUAGUUGUAAAUAUCCAAUUGUCAGCCCAAGAUCUCAGCGAAACCAUAUUUCCUGACAGUGUUUUGUCUCAGCGGGUAGUAUGAAAGCGUGACAUCGUCAGCUAACAUCAGCGGUGGUGAUAUAAGCACAUAAAGAUGUAGUAUGAGAUAUGUUUCUCUUAGAUAAAGCAUCACACGUAUUCAUCAGACAUGGCACAACUGCAGAACUGUGUGGGUUUUUUUCAGAGGCCCGCUGUGUUUUCGUGUUUGGAUCUACAUGUGAAAGCAAAUGUCUUUUUCGUUGGUACUCAACUGCAAGAGUCUAAAAAGGAAAACAAGCCUUAGCUCAUUAGCCAUAGACCAUAAUACAUUGUUGUGUAUGGAUUUUAAUAAAGAGAUCCUAUUUUAGCCUACCUAGCUUGUGUACCUUAUCUCAUUUCAAUGAAAAAUCUCCAGUGUGCCGAGAGCAGUGUCUGUGAAAUGACAUUCAGUGGACUCAUAUGUAUGAGGACUACAGGGGUGUAAUUAGAUGAGACCUCCUUUCAUAACCUCCUGGGCUGUCAGCUAUGAAUAGACUUGAUGAAUGGAUGUCCAUAGCUGAUAAAACCCUUUAUCAGUGAGGACGUGUGAUUGAGUGGUCUUUGUUUUUACACUCUUCAGAUAAAAGAAAAGUUUGAUAUUAUGGAAAAUAACUUUUGUUUGGUUUCUUGCUUUUCUUUUAACUAAAUAUAAAAAACAACUCACUCAAAAUAAGCAUCCCCAAAAUAUCAAUCUAUUAUUAG
Molecule: messenger RNA, 2148 nt
Organism: Anoplopoma fimbria (sablefish)
Lineage: Eukaryota; Metazoa; Chordata; Actinopteri; Perciformes; Anoplopomatidae
Gene: opn3
Product: opsin 3
Exons: 4
Coding region: 97-1260 (387 amino acids)
Biological process (GO): G protein-coupled receptor signaling pathway; visual perception
Cellular component (GO): membrane; photoreceptor outer segment
Molecular function (GO): G protein-coupled receptor activity
Source: RefSeq, a predicted model, not a curated record